AUGCAUUCGGCCAUAAUUGAUAGGGAAAUAGAGCGUGCUCUCGACGAUUUUACGACACCUGGCGAAGGCAUCACGGCCGUGGGUAAGGUCAACAGAUCGCGUGGGACGUACCACGGCGGCUGGUCCGUUGUAAACUUUCUUCGUUCCCCUCGCCCCGCGCCCGUGACUAUUCCAACGCAUUGCCGUACGAUAAGCGCCGGUCUAGACAAAUCGCUCAGGGCUCUGAACAACUCGUUAUGGCGUGCUAAUUGGGCGAUGACGCCGCACGUGUUGGAUUACUACGUAGCCGUUGGUUCCAACACGGGACGAUCUGGUGAUGCGGCCUUGAUUCCGAUUUUU
Iphiclides podalirius (scarce swallowtail) is the source of this 339-nucleotide messenger RNA. The record is from the annotation of a GenBank genome assembly. Lineage: Eukaryota; Metazoa; Arthropoda; Insecta; Lepidoptera; Papilionidae.